Paramecium tetraurelia is the source of this 240-nucleotide messenger RNA. RefSeq lists its product as uncharacterized. NCBI's taxonomy places the organism in Eukaryota, Ciliophora, Oligohymenophorea, Peniculida, Parameciidae. The transcript has a single exon. The record is from RefSeq and is a predicted model, not a curated record.
AUGGACAAUAUAAUCGAGAAUUCUUUAAACUUCUGGUAGUAGAGACUCAACACAACAAUAACAGAUCCCACCGCAAUCCUCAUUAUUCCCAAAAAAAUAUCAAUAGUAGAUAGAGUAGUAAUAAAAUCGGCAUGCUUCUGGAAUAAGAUGGCUGAUGAAUUCUUAGCUAAAAGUUCCACAAACAGAUCAAUGGAAAGUGUAUCCUCAUUGUCAAAAAAAGAGUAGAUAUCCGAUUGCUGA